Messenger RNA from Neolamprologus brichardi, 2765 nucleotides. NCBI's taxonomy places the organism in Eukaryota, Metazoa, Chordata, Actinopteri, Cichliformes, Cichlidae. The record is from RefSeq and is a predicted model, not a curated record.
AUGAAGGAUCAGAAGAAGAAGAAGCUGUUCGUGGUGGUGGAUGUGCUGUGCGUUACAGCUGAAAUAAUCUUUGAUUUUUUUAUUCUCUCUCCUCAGAUCUCAUCUGGAGAGGCUUAUCUGGUCUACAGACAGAGGAUUCAGUCUAACACGCAGUUCAAUCAGUAUAUAGCUGCACUCUACAAGGUAGUAGGCACCUUUCUGUUUGGAGGAGCUGUCAGCCAGUCACUUACUGACCUUGCAAAGUACACUAUUGGGCGUCCAAGGCCAAACUUCAUGGCAGUGUGUGCACCGAAAGUCUGCCCAGGAUACAUGCCGGUGAUCAACUGCACUGGGGCUCCUGAGGAUGUCACAGAGUCUAGAUUGUCCUUCUAUUCUGGUCACUCCUCUUUUAGCAUGUACUGCAUGCUUUUCCUAGCGCUUUACGUGCAGGCGAGAUUUGUGGCAAAGUGGGCCAGACUUCUCCGGCCCACCAUCCAGUUCUUCCUGGUGGCCUUCGCGGUUUAUGUGGGUUACACCCGAGUCUCUGAUUACAAGCACCAUUGGAGCGAUGUGCUGGUGGGGCUGCUGCAGGGAGCGCUUGUUGCUUUGCUAAAUGUGCACUUUGUGUCGGAUUUCUUCGAGAAGUGUCCUAAACGUUCCAAGAGGCCUGGCACUCGCGAUAGUGAGGAACCAGAAAGGAAACCCAGCGUGCAGAUUGCAGACUCUGAGAACAGCAACCAUUACAACUACCACAGUCGUGGCACUGUGUGAUAGUGAACUUAUAGGAACAAAGACUGCAAACCUGCAGACCACAAACCUGUGUGAUAGCGUCAAAUCCAGGGGCUUCGACCUGGUUAGAUCAGGUAAUAACCUGGGUUAUAUGCAAUCCUGACUCUUCAGGAUGCCUUCUGUCCUGGAACUGUGUCAAAUUUUAAUGUUUUGGUAAUUUUUGCAAUCGGCCCUUUGUAUUUGUGUUUUAAAAAAGAAAGGAAAAGCUAUACUUGUGGCCUAUAACUUUCAACCUCUUUUCUCUGCAUCAACCACUCACUUUCCACCUGCUCCACUGGAUCUGAGGGAUGCAGCCCAUCUCUGGGCACCUGAGACACAACCAUGACACUUUUCUCCUGUAAGAGAGAAAGAAGCAUAUUUUCAAGCUAUCAUUAUUAACGGUAAAGCAAAAAAAGCUGCAUUAACUGAAACAUCACAAACCAAAUGCAACAUGGGUAACAUUGUUACCUGUGUUAGCAAUGCAGGUUUCCAUAGCCGUAAGCUUCCAGUGUCUUUUUCCAGCACACUGACAAAAAAAUGUCAGAUAAAAGUCUCUCUGCAUUUGGGUUGAUACAUAUUCUACUUUCUUUACUCAUUACUUGCAAAUUAGGGUUGUUAUUAUUAUGCAGUAUGCAUGUUAUCUGUUCCAGAAUGGAUCAGUGACAGCACCUAGAUUUCAGUUAUACAGAGCGAAUGCAGUGAUGACCUAAAAGUGCCAAAAACUGCACCAGAAUCUGGGCACGGUUUCCGAAUUCAAAGCAGCUAUUUCACUUCCACUGAGUUCUUUAAUUUUAAUUAAAACUACACCGAUUAAUGGAGCUUUAACAUUAGAGUGUAUAUUUUGAUUUGUGAAAGUAGAAAACCAAAUUUGUCUAGAAUAAUUGUAAAGAGAAGAACGUUCAGGCACGAAUGUUUCUAAGUGUUGGUGGAUUCAUGUCAUUUUGUUGGACCUACAGUAGAAGAAUACUGAAUUUCUGACUGUCGGUUAACUUAUUUUCCUAUAUAAUGCCAUCCUGUUGACAGCAUGUCUCAAAAGCUAAAAUACAGGUUUUUUCCUGGCAGUUGAUCAAAUCAUGGAGUCCGUGUCACCUCGUUCCACAGAAAUCUAUGGAUCUUCCUGCUUGUUUGAUGAAAACACGUUUUUAAAAUGCUUGAGUAAAUAUUACCCGAAUUAACAACGUUGUUAUAAUUUUUUAUUACACUGCUGAUUUUGUGGUGGUUUUUCUUCGGCUCUGGCUAAGAUCUUAUUGGCAUGUGGCCCUAAAAAAACUCCUGAAACGUUAGCUAUAGACCAUCCAGAGCUGCUUACAUGAGCUGUAGAGCCGGUUCACCAACAUGGGAAACAAGAACAUCCAGUAAUGUUUCAUAACUGCCGUACAAACAGAUCCGUGUCUCUGCUAGAACAAACAUUUUGUUCUUAAAGUGCUCGACAGGUUUACCAGCUGACAACACGCUAAUUAGAUUAGUGCUCAUUCAUGUUGGCAGACGUCACUAACUGUCAUGUGAUAUCACUGAUUUCAUUACGUUUAGCAUGAAACUGAGCUAAGGUGAGGACACGUCGAAUCUUCAGCUUUUAGGCUCGUGUCCAGACUGGAAAGUUUCUGAAAUGUAAACAUGUAAGUGUGGAUUAGAUUAAUGAUUUUUUUUUUUUGAUCACCUAUGUGAAAUGGGCUGCAGUAGCAGACACCAUUGAUGCCUGUAGCUUUUAUUUCUGCUGGACUUGAUGUGUCAUACCACUACUAUACAAUCAAUCAAAUAUUAAGAAACGUCGCCUCUAUCUUGUCCCUUUUCCACUUUUUUUCCAAUUUUUUGUUAGAGAAAAAAAUUUUGUUUAGCAAAUAAUAAUCAAAGAUGGACAAGAAAGUGGUUAAUAAGUUAUUUUGAAUAUAAAAUGUUCUUUAUGUACUUUUAUAAGGUUGGAAGUGCCAGCUCUAAGGUUUUUUGUGCAAUCACCCCAGCUUGCCACUAUGAGCCACGAAUACUGUACCCAUGAAUGCUAUAAGACAUGUUUUUGAGUU